Messenger RNA from Penicillium roqueforti, 1476 nucleotides. Its product is annotated as heme-dependent oxidative N-demethylase family protein. The record is from RefSeq and is a predicted model, not a curated record. The transcript has 3 exons. The coding region runs from base 1 to 1476 and encodes 491 amino acids. Lineage: Eukaryota; Fungi; Ascomycota; Eurotiomycetes; Eurotiales; Aspergillaceae.
AUGAACUUCCUGUGGACUCUGGAGAAUCUCUGGCGAGUUGGAUUCAUCCUUCUAGCUGCCACUGGAGCCUACGCUGUCAUUAAUCGGACAUUUGGCAGAUCUCUCCUGGCUAGAGUUAAACUGCGUGGUCGAAAACAUUCAACUUCUCAAACUCCACCGCGGUCUUUCUCUCCGGAAAAGAAAGCUGCAACAAGCCCAACUUCCCCAUCUAGCUAUGACAAUGUUCUCCCACCCCAACGCAGACACACACUUGCAGAUCUUAAUUGCGAUGCUACACCCAGACGCGACGUGCACGAAGAAGAAGUGCGUCGGAACAUUCUACCCAUGAGCGCCGACUAUAUGACCAGCCCGAGCGACAAGUACACACCGAUGGGAUUUUCCGUGGCCGAAGUCAAGCAACUAGGGGACUUUCCAGACUAUGCGACUCUCAGUGGAGUUCCACUCCCAAGCCCAUAUCCCGAAUUCAACAUCGACAAAGCCCUGCCUCGGCCAUAUCGUCCAUUCCGAUGGGCGUAUCACCAAACCAUGUCCUUGACCAAACUAGAAACAGACUGGUGGAUCGAGCUCGAAAACACGUACAAGAGCCGCAUCGCCCAGCGCAAGGAACUGUACGCUAAGAAUGGAAAGGAAGUCCUUGAUUCCAUGCCAGGCUCCGAACUUGCAUGCAAGGAGCUGAUGGAGAUGGUCUUGCAGUUCAUCUGCGCCCGAUACCCGCAGUACUUCACACUGGUGGACAAACGCGUGCUGCAAAACAGGAUUCUCGGUACCGAGCAGGAUGUCACAGCCAAGCCGCCUCUCGAAGUUCUUCUGGACAACGUACCAGAAGACUUCGCAAUUAUGCUUCGUGACGACACGACGGGAUUCUAUUUCCUGCGCGCGGCGGUGAUCUGCUCGGCGAUGGGGUGGAAUGUCGCGACAAAGGUUGGGAAGCAGUUGCAUGAAAUCCACGAGCCGAUUCCGGACUAUAAGGAGAAGAUGCAGUUCUCAAUGGAUCGAUUUUUCACCAAGAUGCCGACUGAGAAACCAAUUCAGCGAGGCUCUUGGGGCAUAGAAAUUGGACAGCCAUUGUACGUGCCACCCGGGCACCCUCACGAAAUGAAUCGGCAAUCCCAGCGGGCUGACUUGGCCAUUGACGAGUGUCACCUGCGGGUAGACUGGCAAACCCUCAGGCGUCUACCCUUGUCCGGUGCGGUGGUUUUCAAUUUCAAAGGGCUUUUUACUCUAGUCACGGAAUUCCGCGAUGAGCCUGGCGUACCGGGUUUGGUGUUGAAGCUUCUUAGGGAGGGAAAGAAGAACCUCAUGGAUUACAAGGGCGUUUGGCAUGUGCAGCAUGUUGUAAUUCCUAGGCUGAAGGAAUGGGCAGACGAGCAGAAGGAGAAUGGAUUAGUUCCGAAAGAUUGGGAGGUCUCUACUUUGGAUGAUAGUCCAUGGUUCAAGGGUUGGCAGGAAAAGUGGCAUCGGCAGCAGGGAUUCUAG